AUGUCCGUAUGUAGUCAACCGAUCACAUGUAUUGAAAAUUUGCCAAAUGAAAUUUUUUAUGAAAUUUUUACUUAUCUCGAAGGUUGUAAAUUAUAUGAAGCAUUUACGAAUCUUAAUAUUCGUUUUCAACGUCUUCUGAAUAGUUCAUAUGUAUCACUCAAUAUUCAAAUAUCAUCUUUUCCAGAGGCCAUCCUUGAACAUCGUUGUACAGAUAUUAUUGUACCAAAUAAACAUCAAAUCAUUUCGAUUUUAAUAGUAAACUAUUGUGAUAAUGAUAAAAUUUUUACAUUAUUUACUAUCGAUUCAUCAUUCACUCAACUCGAAUCACUUGUUCUUAAAAAUGUGAAUGUGAACAAAACUAUAACAAUUCUUUCAAAUUUAAUUUCUCUACUUCGUCUUUUUUCUUUAACUAUUCAUCUUAAUAAUAAUUGUCAAGAUCUCAACAAUAUAUACAGACUAAUUUUUCGUUUACCAGUCUUGAAAUCAUUUAGAAUUUUAUUAAAGAACUUUGUCAAAUUUACUCUGAUGUCAAUGGCAUUUAAUGAACAGUAUAGUUCUAUUGAAUAUAUGAAUAUUGGUCAUCGUUGUACUCUUAAUAACAUCAUUUCUUUACUUUCCUAUACACCUCGACUAUCUUAUUUAACUUGUGAAGAACUGUUUGAAUUGUUGUAUAAUAUUCCAAUCCUAAUACCAAUCACACUAUCUAAUUUAAUACAUAUUUCUAUUGGAUUUUGUAACAUUCGAUUUGAACAUUUUGAAAUCUUCAUUCAAAAGUUUUGUACACAAAUAGAAGUAUUACGAAUAAUGACAUCGAAUUAUUUUGCUUAUCUUAAUGUGAAUCGAUGGGAACGAUUAAUCCAAGAUUAUAUGCCUCAUAUGCAUCAAUUUUAUUUUCAACAUCAUAAAUUUAUUGAUCGUUGGACUAUAUUUUUACCAUAUCGAUUGCUAAUUAAUCGAUCGACUUCACCAUUUUGGAUCAACCGACGAUGUUUCUUUGAUUGUCACCUUGAUAUAGAUAGUCGUUCUCAUGGACAACUGAUUUAUUCUUUUCAUUUUUCAAAGUAA
Molecule: messenger RNA, 1065 nt
Organism: Rotaria sp. Silwood2
Lineage: Eukaryota; Metazoa; Rotifera; Eurotatoria; Philodinida; Philodinidae
Source: the annotation of a GenBank genome assembly